AUGGGCUCGCUAUCAAGCUCUAGCGGCGGUGAGCAGCAGCCAGCACUCGCUAGCGUGCACGACGACGAUGACAGCGAGGAUGAUGAGAUGGUGGUCGCGGCGGUAUCAUUUCUGAGCGCCAGCAGCCGGGGCAUAGGGCUUCCUCCGCGCUGGCAUCGUGGCUCCACACAUGGCCGGAGAGUGAACAAGCGGCUCGGCUUUGACUGGGGGGCGGAACGAAUCGUUGAUGACUAUUUCGCAGAAGGUUGUGUAUACAGUAUCGACGACUCCGAAAGAAGGUUUAGGGUCCCAAGGCAGGUGUUUGAAAGGGUGAGGUCUGCCCUUGAGGGGAGCAGCGUGUUCGGGCGGCGCGUCGAUGCCUUAGGGGUCCCCGGUAUUCACCCGCUGCAGAGAAUCGUGGCGGCAAUGCGCAUGUUGUCGACAGGCGUAGACGGCGAUGUCGUGGAUGAGUACUGCCGGGUGUCCGAAACCAGCGCUCUGAUUUCGCUUAAGGAGUUCUCGAAAAGCGUGGUGGCCGCGUUUGGGGGCGAGUACCUUAGCGCUCCGACUGAGUCAGAUCUAAGGCGCAUCAUGGCCAUCAACGCUGCUCGCGGAUUUCCGGGCUGCAUCGGUUCGAUCGACUGCCAGCAUUAUAGCGAGGCGAUGAGCUUCCCGUACUACCUGGCGGACGGCAUAUACCCCAACUGGCGUAUCUUCAUCAAGACGUUCAAAAGCCCACAAUCUGCAGAACAGUCUGCAUUCGCCCAGGCGCAAGAGGCUGUGCGCAAGGAUGUUGAGCGCGCGUUUGGUGUGCUCGUGCAGCAGUUUCAAAUAGUCGCGAAGCCCAUCAACCUGUGGUACCGAGAUGACAUUGCGGCCGUUGUGAAAUGCUGCGUCAUUCUGCACAACAUGACCGUAGAGGCCCGGCGGAACAGCUACGAGCCGGGAAUGGUGCAUCUGAUGCAGUCUGAAGAGGCGAGGCUGUCCUCGGAGGGCGUGUCACAGAUAUUUCGGUGGCAAUCACAGCAAGCGCUUGAAACCUCUGGCGAACUGUCUGAUGGGAUGUGGGCUGCGCAAGUUCUGAGCCGCGAGGAGGAGGUGACGUGCUCUGCUGCGCACAGGGAGCUGACCUGGAAGCUCAUGAAGCACAUUUAG
Molecule: messenger RNA, 1134 nt
Organism: Chondrus crispus (carragheen)
Lineage: Eukaryota; Rhodophyta; Florideophyceae; Gigartinales; Gigartinaceae
Exons: 2
Coding region: 1-1134 (377 amino acids)
Source: RefSeq, a predicted model, not a curated record